Messenger RNA from Myxocyprinus asiaticus (Chinese sucker), 3501 nucleotides. Its product is annotated as proton-coupled amino acid transporter 1-like. The record is from RefSeq and is a predicted model, not a curated record. Lineage: Eukaryota; Metazoa; Chordata; Actinopteri; Cypriniformes; Catostomidae. Gene Ontology annotation, biological process: L-alanine transport; proline transmembrane transport; proton transmembrane transport. Bases 466 to 1884 code for a protein of 472 amino acids. Gene Ontology annotation, molecular function: glycine transmembrane transporter activity; L-proline transmembrane transporter activity; L-alanine transmembrane transporter activity. Gene Ontology annotation, cellular component: vacuolar membrane. The transcript is spliced from 13 exons.
UUUUUACAUGAUCCCUUCUACUGGCUUAGACGCCUUUGAUUCAUACCUUUGAGGUUUCCAGUCCGCGUUUAAGAAAUAAAAUAUAAUAAGACAUUAUAAUUUUUGUGGAACGUUGAAGGGUUACAUCACUAUAAAAGCGCUCUCGCAACAGUAGUGAAAUCAGCUGACCAAACCCGGUGUUCGUGGCCACGUGACAGCAUGCAGGAGGACGCAAGAAAGCGAAUAACAUACAGGCUGACUGUAGUUUGAGAUGUGAGGAAGACUGUCGGGUUACCUGCUAUAUUUUGUGCUGUCACAGCAUGUCCGGUUUCCGAUAUGGACUUUAUGAGGUUUAUAUAGUUGGUGUUUGCUUUUCAGGAGCUGUUGUUGUGCUAUCGUGCCUGCAGCAUCACCACAAGCUUUUGAUCAGGGAAGCUUUUGAUCAGUGAAACUAUCAGUGGCAAAUUACACCCCACCAAAGCAGCCAUGACCUCUGGUAUCAACUAUCAGGAUGGCCCAGAGUUUUCCAGAAGAGAUGAGAGUCCUGCUGAGGAUGAGCCUAUCCAUUCACCUAAUUCCCCACGGCAGACAGAAUAUGAGCGAAUUGGAGGAAGAACAGGAUCCUCUUUUUUUCAGACCUUAAUUCAUUUACUGAAAGGAAAUAUUGGUACUGGACUGCUCGGCUUGCCUCUUGCUGUCAGGAAUGCAGGACUACUGGUGGGGCCUUUAAGUCUUCUGGCCAUGGGCAUUGUGGCUGUACACUGUAUGAACCUCCUUGUGAAAUGUGCACAUCAUCUAAGUGCAAAGUUAGGCAAGCCUUUUCUGUCCUAUGGUGAUGCAGUGGAGUAUGGAAUGGAGAAUGUACCGUGGCUAAGUAGACACUCUUUGUGGGGAAGGCGUGUGGUCAAUCUGUUCCUCAAUAUAACCCAGCUGGGGUUCUGCUGUGUGUACUUUGUGUUUCUUAGUGACAAUGUCAAACAGGUGGUUGAGACUGCCAAUGGUACGAGCGUGAACUGUCACAACAACGAGACAGCAGUGAUUGUUCCCAGCUAUGACUCUCGCCUCUAUAUGCUGUUCUUCCUGCCUUUUGUCAUCGUGUUGGUGUUUAUCCGCAACCUCAAGUACUUAGCUCCUCUGUCCUUUGUAGCAAAUGUGUCCAUGUGUGUCAGCCUGGUCCUCAUAUACUACUACUGUUUGACGAAUAUCCCAUACCCAAUUGACCUUCCGUUGGUGGGACGAGGAGUUGACUAUCCUCUAUUCUUUGGAACAGCAAUAUUUGCCUUUGAGGGAAUCGGAGUUGUAUUGCCACUUGAGAAUAAGAUGCAGAAUCCCAGAAAGUUCCCCAUGGUUCUGUAUCUGGGCAUGGGUAUCGUCACCACCCUCUACAUCUCUCUGGGCACCAUUGGCUAUAUUGGUUUCGGAGGGAAUAUUCGGGGCAGCAUCACUUUAAAUUUACCUUUGUGUUGGUUAUAUCAGAUCGUGAAGCUGCUUUACUCUUUUGGAAUCUACAUCACAUACGCUCUACAGUUCUAUGUGUCAGCAGAAAUUCUCAUCCCGCCGGCAGUGGCGCGGUGCAAUCCCAGGUGGGCGUUGGUGGUGGACCUCAGCAUCCGCAUGGCUCUCGUAGGCCUCACAUGUACUCUUGCCGUAUUGAUUCCAGAGCUUGACCUUGUGAUAUCUCUGGUGGGUUCGGUGAGCAGCAGCGCUCUCGCCCUCAUCAUCCCACCCCUGCUUCAGAUUAUGACCUUCCAUAAUGAAGACAUGAAGGUUUGGGUGAAGGUCAAGGAUAUCGCCAUCAGUCUCAUUGGCUUGGUGGGCUUUGUGGCGGGGACCUACAUUUCCAUCCAGGAGAUUCUCACUCGCAGCAGUGCCAGACACAACACUACACGCCUUCAGUUACUGUAAAUGUUGACAGAGUGACAGAUUAAAUAUAGGGUGUAUAGACUCACUGAAUAAUUUACUCACUACACGGUCCUUUGAUUUCUGCUGAAUUUCACUUGAGAUUCGUUUUACUGAGCAUUCUUAGAUUUUCAUGGAUUGUAAUGUUAUUUUGUCCUUGAGUUUUUUCAGUUUCUCAACUUUUUUGUUUUGUUUUUUAAGUGUCAAAAAACAGCUCAUUUAUACACAAUCCUUUCGGUCAAACGUGGCCUUUUAUCUAAAUUUUACGAUUAAUCUCAACAAAACAAUCUCAGCAUUGUUUGUCUUAAUUUCUUGUUUACAUGGUCUCAAUAUCAUGAAUGUGUUCUCACCAGGCAUGUGUUUGUUUACACAUUUACUUGGAUUUACCAGUUUGGCAAACAAGUACUGUUUAAUCAUUCUAAUUGUUUAUUCAAGUUUAUAUGAAAAAGAAUGGACAUAGACAGUAUUUUUGCUUGUUAUUGUUUUUUUUAGUUUUCUUAGGGCUUGUUUCCAAGGCUGAAAGCAAGUGAUUUACUGUAUGUCUGUGUAAUACACAUGCUCACCCUAGACUUGUUUUUAGAUGUGGUGGAAAAAAUUGAAAAUUUUAACAUAAUACCCUCAAGAUGUGCCAGUAUGAUCAGAAUCAUUAAAUUAAGAGCUGUCCAAAAUGAAUAUGCCAAUGGUCUUGAAAUAGUGUAAUCUAAACACAUUUUCUUAUUAUUACACCAUUUGCUGUUUUAAUUCUGUUUAUUCAUUGACACAUUUUUAACUAAAGUAUAUCAAUAUUUAAAUGAUGUAAUUUUAUUUGUCUUAUCACACAUUAGACUUAUCUUAGUCUUUGAUAUUCAGGUCCAUCUUUGAGUCUUGUAGCAAAGAAAUAUGUAGAUAAUAUGAAUUUUGACCUAAUUUGUCUAGUUUUUUUCUUUUUUUAAACCCAUCCUGUAAAAAUCUAUGUAUGACCUGUCCAGUUGUGCUGUACUGUAUAUAAAGUAAUUGUCACCUCUAGUUUGAAAGUUUGCUCCAGAUGUCAUGAAGUUUGGCACAUGAAACACUGAUUAAUUUGAGGCAAAUCAACAGGAGCGUACAUUUACUAUGCGUACGUAAAUUUUUUAUUUGUAUUUUUAUUUUAUAAAAGGCAACUCAAUUCUGAUACUGUGUUUCAACACUUUACUUGUACUUUUUUUUUUCUUCAUUUAUUUAAUUUGUGAAUUUGCUGUAUAUAUUGAUGGCAGUGCCACAUUUGUAGACUAGAGAUAUUUUUUUUUUUUUUUUUUUAAUCAUUUACUGUAUCACAUAAAAUUUCACUUAACUACAGUUGUUGUAAUUGCAGUGUAUUUUAUUUCGUCUUUGUGGUUUCAUGGAUUUUGGCCUUAUUGUACAUACUGUAUAUUGUAAGUAGUUUUUCCAUGCUCAACCUGUCCUAAAUGAAAAUGUCCCUCCAAUUUUGAAGCUGUACACUAUAAAGAUGAUAUUUCAGCGUUAGAUCCAAGAAGAUGAAAAUAAUUUUUCUCAUAAUUGUACUGUACAUAUAGUAGUACUGGUUCUUUGUUUGCUGAAUGUCAACAAUGAAAAUUUAAACCACCAGUUGACUUUUCCCAUAUUGUGUCUUUCUUGUAAAGCAGA